GGGUGGUGAAGAGCCGAGUUAUGUUGAAGAGAUUACUGUCGCCCUGAGGUUAAAGACCAGCUGGAACCGGUUCCCUUCCUCCGAGUGCAUGGCUGCCAGGCACUGCGAACCAGCGCCGGUCUCCUCCACGCUCUGUAAACACAGCACUUGGCAAGGGGCACCCUCUCGCCAGGGUCCAGCCAGUUCCGGCAGGGAUGGCACAGAGUGUGGGGCUGCCCAGCCACUGUCUCGUGAACUGUACUGAAUCCCCGCUUUCAUUCUCCAAACAGCUGUAGGCAGCAACAGAGCAAGACAGGGGAGGAGCCUGACCCUCAGUGACAGCAGCAUGGACAGAAUGACGGACGAUGCCCUGAGGCUCCACCUGCUAAAGCGAGGCCUGGACCGUGCCGAGGAGCGGGAUGACGUGGUGGCUAAGCGGUUGAAGAUGGAAGGCCAUGAGGCCAUGGAGCGGCUGAAGAUGCUGGCCCUGCUGAAGCGCAAGGACAUGGCCAGCCCCGAGAUGCCCCAGGACCUGGUGGUCAAACCAGAGCACCAGAAGGUGGGCGAGGAGAAGCUGAACGGCAGUCUGAAGCCCCGCCUGGAAAUCCGCAGCGCGGGCAAAGCGGGCAAGGAGAACAUGGGGGAUGAGCCAGUCGACAUGAGUGCCCACAAAAGCGACGUGGAUAGAGAGCGGAGCACCCCCUCGCCAGAUAUCAUCGUGCUGUCGGACAAUGAGGCAUCCAGCCCGAGGGCCAAUGGCAGGUUCGAAGACCGCAACAAAGUGGCGAACCUGGAGCUCUUUAAGGGCAAGGGCCCCGAGGAGCGGCAGAUGAUCAUCAAGCAGCUUCGGGACGAGUUGCGGUUGGAGGAAGCCAGGCUGGUGCUGCUGAAGAAACUCCGCCAGAGCCAGAUACAGAAGGAGAAUGUGGUGCAGAAGGUGCCUGUUGUGCAGAAUACACCGUCCGUUAUCCAGCCCUCGCUGGCUCAAGGUGGCCAGCAGAUGCUGUCCAAGCCACCGUCACGGCCCAUCUCUCAGGUAUUGGACCCUCAGAACCUGCGUGGAUCUCAGGGUCACCCGGUUAUCAGGUCAGUUCCCAACAGCACCCUGCCACAGCUGCUGAUGUCUCAGCGAGUGAUCGCUCCGAGCCCAGCCCAGAUGCAGAACAUGAGGCUUAACAAACCGGCUCUCAUCCACAGCCCAGUGUCCAGUCAGACUUCAGCAAGUUCCUACCAGAAGCAGGUUGGUUCAUCCAUCCCAUCACCUCGGACCACCCCGUCCACCAUCUACAUGAAUGUCCAGCCCCACGUGCAGUCCAGCCUGACGACGGCAGCGGGGGCCAGCCCGGCCCUGUCCAGCCCCGGUGGCCUGAGUGACCCAGCCAGCAGCCAGGCCGCGGCCAAGCUGGCCCUGCGCAAGCAGCUCGAGAAGACCCUGCUGGAGAUCCCACCGCCCAAACCUUCGCCUCCGCUGCUCAACUUCCUGCCCAGUGCUGCCAACAAUGAGUUCAUCUACAUGCUGGGCCUGGAGGAGGUGGUACAGAGCGUCAUCGAGAGCCAAGGGAAGGGGCGUUUCCAGCUAACACAAAUUGACCCGUUUGUGUGCUCCCAGUGUCGGACGGACUUCACCCCCCACUGGAAGCAGGAGCGGAGCGGGAACAUCCUGUGUGAACAGUGCGUGACCUCCAACCAGAAGAAAGCGCUGAAAGCUGAGCACACUAACAGGCUCAAGACCGCAUUCGUCAAAGCCUUGCAGCAGGAGCAGGAAAUUGAGCAGCGAAUACAGCAGCAAGCGGCAGCUGUCUCGGCGCCCCCUACGUCUGUACCCACCGGUGUGCCAAUGAGCAAACCCGAGCCAGUGAUCAGGCACCACCCUCUCCGACAGCAGCCGCCUCAGUCACAAUCGUCACUCCAGCGAGGGCUCCACACCUCUGCCCGCAGUGUGCUCUCCAACUUUGCCCAGGGCCCCCAGAUGCACGUGGCCAGCGGUCUCCUAGGCAUGCCAGGUAAGCAUGCAGUGCGGAGCGGAGCCCCCAGCCGAGGACAAAGGCCGUACUUCACCAGCUCAGGAGUCAGCAUGUCGUACAUGAACGCUGGGGUUGGAGGUCAGAAGGGCUCGUCCUUGGCAGACCGUCAGCGCGAGUACCUGCUGGACAUGAUCCCUCCCAGGCCCAUCUCGCAGUCCAUCAGCACGCCGAAGUGAAGGACUGCACCCGCCGCAUGCAGUGCCUGUCCCGGUGCCUCGUUACUUAACCCAUUGCUUCAGAGGGAGCAAAACCCCCGACUUUACCCCCACUUUCCUCCCCCCACACUCCACCUGCUCCUGUUCCCCACCCCCACCUCCCACACCAGUAUUAUCGUUCUCUGUGUCUUUUGCUAACUUUGUCAUCGGCCUUUUGGAGGAGGUUGUGGGGAGGGGAUGGCAUGGAAACUGGAUUCCCCUGCGUGCUGUGCUCGCACGACCUUGGGAAGCAAGUGUCUCAGCCUUCAGGAAGGUGUGCCUGUACCUGCGUGUGCCCGAGCGUGUGCCUGUGUGUGUGUGUGUGUGUGUGUGUGUGUGUGUGUGUGUGUGUGUGUGUGUGUGUGUGUGUGUGUGUGCACAUACAGCUGUAUGUGUGUCUGUGCAUGUGCAUGCGCCUCUGUUUGCAUGCAUGCUAGUUCCUGCGUGUGUACACGUGCCAGUAUGUGGCCUUGUGUGCCCGUGUGUGUGUUUGUACAUGCCUGUGUGUUUUUGUAGGUGCCUGCUGUUUUCUUCCUUCGCCUCCCCCUUCACCCAUGACUGUGGCUUCAUCACUGAGAACCCACAGCACUCGCUUGGCCCAAUUCAUUGGUCUGAGAUGAGCCAAGGAGGAUGCAGAGGGAUUCUUUGCCCAACUCCUCACCCCCUCUGAAAGCAGGCCCAGUGACCCUUUGUGUUGGGGUGGUGGGGGCAGGGGUGAGUAGCACGGGCAGGGGUAAGCAACCCUAUCCCAGUCUGAUCCCCUCAGCAGCACUGGAGCUAAGCUGCCUCCCUCGGGGAGGGUUGAGCCAGGCUGCAACUCCCCCACCCAGUAGAAUAGCCCAGGUCAGAUAUUGUACAGGGGGAGCGCCCUUUUUGGGAAGAAGGCUUCUGAGGGUUGCCCGGGGGUCGGGGGGAGCCAAGAAGUGGAGAAGAGCAAUCUGAGACUCCACAGAGACUGCCUUUGCAGUCUCCAGUUUACUUUUUGUGGGAGGGGGGUUUUGUUCAUAUUAAUUGUCUGCGUAGGAGUGACCCACUGUGUAAGACCCUUCUAGCAAAGUCGGAGGCUGUUCAGCCCUUCGGGUCCAUGCCAGCUCUUCAAAAGGGCCGUUUUAAUCAGGCUCUUCCCUGAACAUCCCUCUCACUCUCACCACUGCCCCACGACUGAAGUGUUUGAGGUUGAAGGGAGACACCAGGAAUGAGCUGCCAGACUUGGAUUUGUCAGCGAGCUUUCCCAUUCGGAGGAGUGGCUGCCCAUGAAAGUGCAAGUUGGGGGGUGGUGGGAUGGUGUGGGGG
This is a messenger RNA of Stegostoma tigrinum, 3490 nucleotides long. RefSeq names its product GATA zinc finger domain containing 2B (gene gatad2b). NCBI's taxonomy places the organism in Eukaryota, Metazoa, Chordata, Chondrichthyes, Orectolobiformes, Stegostomatidae. Gene Ontology annotation, molecular function: sequence-specific DNA binding. The record is from RefSeq and is a predicted model, not a curated record. Gene Ontology annotation, biological process: negative regulation of transcription by RNA polymerase II. Gene Ontology annotation, cellular component: NuRD complex. Bases 326 to 2179 code for a protein of 617 amino acids. The transcript is spliced from 11 exons.